Molecule: messenger RNA, 2610 nt
Organism: Fusarium oxysporum Fo47
Lineage: Eukaryota; Fungi; Ascomycota; Sordariomycetes; Hypocreales; Nectriaceae
Product: cation transport protein-domain-containing protein
Exons: 2
Coding region: 194-2497 (767 amino acids)
Biological process (GO): potassium ion import across plasma membrane; intracellular potassium ion homeostasis
Cellular component (GO): plasma membrane
Molecular function (GO): high-affinity potassium ion transmembrane transporter activity
Source: RefSeq, a predicted model, not a curated record
CUUGUGUACCAGGCGUCACCGCGAUUUCAUCACACAAUCGUCUCCUCUAGUGAUCGAAAUGUCAUAUCUCUUCAAAUAACGACGUCGGAUUAAACAAACAAGCUUUUCUGAGGCUCCGCACCCAUUGCUUGGGAGCUGACCCUUUCAGCUGGGGUACACAUCUUGGCAUCUCAAACCCAGCGCAACCACUACGAUGCUUGACUCUAUCACAUCUCGCUGGAAAGAUCUUCGCGAGGAGCAUCCGCGCCUUGAUGCGGUCGCCACGCAGGCUGGGAGGCUGGUACCGCCCAUCAAUUUCAUAACCAUUCACUACGCCUAUUUCAUCUUCGGAUCCCUCUUCUUCUCACUUAUCUUCUGGCUAUCCAGCGAGCCAAGCCAGAGUAUCCCCUACGUCGAUUGUCUGUUCCUGGUUGUGUCUUCUUUUUGCGAUACAGGCCUCAAUACCGUCAAUCUUUCCGAAAUCACGACAUGGCAGCAGGUUCUGCUAUAUCUUCUUUUCAUCAUUGGAAGUGCUCUAUGGGUUUCAUUCUGGACGGUCAUGACACGAAAGCAGGCGUUUGAGAAGCGUUUUGAGGAUAUCGUCAGGAUAGAACGAGAAGCGAGGAAACGGCGGGCCGCAUUGAGACGCGCCAAACCACUUGGGAGAUUCCUCCCUUUCACUAAAGCGAGGACAACACCUGUAUCAACCGAGACUUCUAAUACCCUGACUGGUCUUGGAACGGUUCAGAGGACAGCGACUGAGAAACCUGACCCCAACGACUUGUUCAAGACAACUGCUCCUAUGCGCCGCGCCGUUACUGCCCCUCCAGAUUCUAUCUCCGACUCAGACGACAAUGAUAGCAAUACGACGCAGGUGGCAGCUCCUGCACGGAAUGCCCCUAUGACUCCAAACUCCGGCGACCAUAUCCAAUUCGCAGACACCUUGUCGCCCCGAAGCGCCGGCAGAGACAGCGUGUCCAUCUAUCGACGAAACGAGAACGUGGAACCCAACCGACGACCUUCAACCUCAGACUCAGUCAACAGCGACGAAUCAGAAGACUUUCUUCUGCACUGGAAGAAGAUCCUCGGGAGUCACAACACAAGCAAGAGAGGCCAAUUCUACGAUCUAUCAUCCGAUGAACGUGAGGCUUUGGGUGGCUGUGAGUAUCGCGCGCUGAAGAUCUUGGCCGUCACUGUUCCUCUUUACGCCUUCAUGUGGCAAGCUGUAUGUGGAAUUGCACUGGGUGCUUGGAUCAGCAUCAACCGGCCGUCGGCGGCAACCGUCAAUGCUAUCAACCCCUGGUGGUGCGGAAUCUUCUUGUCGUCUUCGGCAUUUAACAAUGCCGGCAUGUCACUCAAUGACGCAGGCAUGGGUGCAUUUCAGGAUGCGUAUUUUGUUCUCAUCGUCGUUGGUAUCCUUGUCCUUGCCGGGAAUACGGGCUAUCCACUGCUCUUGAGGUUCUUUCUCUGGUGUAGUCUUAGGGUGUUGCAACUGACCACCGAGCCCAAAACUCUGGGGCCAUGGAAAGAGACGAUCGAGUUCAUUCUCAAGUAUCCCCGUCGAGUAUACACGACACUCUUCCCGUCAGGUGCUACAUGGUGGCUCUUCACUGUCAUUGUUACCAUCAACACGAUUGACUGGGUUGCUUUUGAAGUUUUGAAUAUCGGAAAUGAUGUUGUAGAAGCUAUGCCAGUGUCUGACCGUAUCAUUGCUGGAUGGUUCCAAGCAAUUGCUGUUCGUGCUGCCGGUUUCGCGGUCGUUUCUAUCUCAGGUCUCUAUCCCGCCGUCCAAUUGCUCUACAUGAUUAUGAUGUACAUUUCCGUGUAUCCUGUCUCGAUUACGAUGCGCCACUCCAACGUUUAUGAGGAACGAUCCCUUGGCAUUUACGAGGAUGACCCUCAAGUUUUGGAAGCAGAGAAUGGAAACGGAAACGGAAACGGAAAUGAAAAUGGAAACCACCUUCUGCCCACGAUCUCAGAGGAACCAGAAAAGCCUGCACUGCGACGAAGAGUCACAGCUGCAGCUCAAAAGACGGUCAAGAAAUCCAUGACUUUCUAUGGCGUUGGCGUGCGACCUCCGCCCAAAGGUCCAGACGAUAACUCUCGCAUCUCUUUCAUUGGACAGCAGAUUCGUGGACAGCUUGCUCACGAUAUGUGGUGGCUUAUCCUCCCGGUCAUCGUUAUCAUGAUCAUCGAGACCGACCAUUUCCUUGAACAACCUCUUGUUUACAGUGUUUUUAAUGUGUUGUUUGAGGUCGUUUCGGCUUAUGGGUGCGUUGGUUUGUCCAUGGGCUUACCAGGAAAAAGCUACAGCAUGGCUGGAGGCAUGCACCGAGGCAGCAAGUUUGUAUUGUGCUUGGUGAUCCUCAGAGGCCGACAUCGAGGUCUCCCUGUUGCGCUUGACAAGGCUGUUAGAUUGCCAGGAGAGAAGUUGGUACGCGAAGAGGAAGAAGACUCGAAGAUCAGAAGGACAAAGACGAUGAAUAGGAUAGCUAGCCGAGAGUCUAGAGUCAUGUAAAGUUGCACAUCGCAUGUAUACAAGCAAGGCGUUCACGGAUUUGGAAACACGAUAGAUUUGGGUUGACCAACGGAAAUGCAAAACAACAUUGGACGAAUAUUUAGACAAUGUUA